CGGAAAUAUUUAAAUGACAGACGAAGUGAUUUGCGUUGAAGUUCGUGUAUGUACCUACCGCUGGUUUUAAAUAUUUUAUAAUAAUUUCUGAUUAUAAAUCCUGAAAAUUGUGACAGCAGGGAACAAGCACCAACUCAGAAAAACAAGAUGGCGAUGUCAUGGAAAGAAUUAUCCUUCACAUGGGCGAGAUGGGCACCUACCAGCGUUGGCUGGUGGUGCUCAUGCUGCCUUUCGGAGCAGCCAUGGCCUUCAAUUACUGCAUACAGAUCUUCAUAGCGGCCACACCGAAGGAGCAUUGGUGUAGAGUACCAGAACUAGAAAAUCUCACUGUAGAAUUAAGACGAAAUCUGUCUAUCCCUUUCACGGACGAGCCGCCAGGAUGGGACCGCUGUCGGAUGUUCGCCGCGAACUACACUGAAGUGCUGGCCACCCUCACUCGCCCCGCCAACGACACGCACCUCAUACCCUGCAGGAACGGAUGGGAGUUCCUUUUCAACGAUAUCCCUUACUCGACUAUUAUCAAUGAACGUGAAUGGGUAUGCGAGCGCGCGACGAAUGCGCCGCUUGCGCAGUCCGCCUACUUCGCCGGGUCUCUGGUGGGCGUGAUAAUCUUUGGAUUUCUUGGAGAUGCUUAUGGCAGGCUACCAGCUUUUGUUGGAGCCAAUAUAAUUGGAUUCAUAGGCAGCAUGGCGACGCUGUUCACCGUUGGUGAAUGGGACUAUGCUCUGGCUCGAUUUAUCGCAGGUCUCGCCAACGACACCUGUUACGUCAUGAUAUAUAUUAUAGUUUUGGAGUUCAUUGGCUCUCGGCACCGUUCUUGGGUUUCGAACGUAGCCAUGGGGUCAUCCUGCGCGGGCGCACAGAUUUUGAUUCCAUUGCUGGCUCUGUGGUUCAAGAACUGGAGGACGCUCCUCAUCGUCACCUCAUUGCCGUCGCUGUUGGCGCUCGCGAUGCCCUGGAUCGUUCCAGAGAGCGUCCGAUGGCUUUCUACAAGAGGAAAAAUAAACAGAGCUCUCAAAAUCUUGAAAAGAUUUGAAAGAAUUAACAAAACCAAAAUACCUGAAGAUGUACUCAAUGAAUUUAUUAUAAAAUCAAACAAAACACUCGAAUCUGACCAAUCCUUGAAAGCAGUUCUGCAAAGUUCCAAACUGCGGAAGUGCCUGAUAGUCCUCAUAUGCGUGGGCAUCAUCGCUUACAUCAGCAUAGACACCAUCAUUCGACUUUCUGAGAACAUCGGCUAUAGUUUAUUCGUUACUUUUGCCGCCUCAUCGUUCGCAGAGUUACCAGCUUUGGGAUUUGUUGCAUUUACUUUGGACAGGUUCGGCCGUCGUCCAUUCAUUGUAGCUACACUGGCCUUUACUAGCGUAUGUGCUUUUACAUGCUCAUUCAUGGCUCGAGAUGGUUUUCAAGCGUUUUUCGCAGUGUCAGUGAGGUUUUUCGUGAACAUGUCUUUGAGCGUGGUCUUUCAACUGGGCCCCGAAAUCCUGCCGACGCCAGCUCGGUCCAGCGGCAACUCUCUUAUUCAUCUCACUAUGCUGUUGGGUGCCGUAGUCUCUCCCUACGUCGUGCAUUCGGGCACAGUUUGGAGUUCCCUGCCGCUAGUUAUUGUUGGAGCAAUAACUGUAGUAGGAACAUUACUGUCACUACUUUUGCCUGAGACCACAGGUCGGUCCAUACCUCAGACAUUAGCUGACGGGGAACGACUCGUCGCGGAGAAUAUGCUGUGCGGGCGAAUUGAGCCCGACGAUGAAGACUUGCCUCGCCCAAACCAAAAAUGUUUACCUGAAACUUCUGCGUUUUGAAUCUGCCUUAAAUCAAUUACUGAACUACCAUUAAAUAAAAUUGGGAAUCAUUUUUACUUAGGUAUUGUAUCUUCAAUGAAGACAGUUUAUUCACUGACAUACAUUGUAAGAGUAUUUUUUCAUUUAUAUGUGUACGAAAGUGUAUA
Molecule: messenger RNA, 1948 nt
Organism: Amyelois transitella
Lineage: Eukaryota; Metazoa; Arthropoda; Insecta; Lepidoptera; Pyralidae
Product: beta-alanine transporter
Exons: 12
Coding region: 159-1802 (547 amino acids)
Biological process (GO): transmembrane transport
Cellular component (GO): membrane
Molecular function (GO): transmembrane transporter activity
Source: RefSeq, a predicted model, not a curated record